UCUUUCAGUUCGACAGUUUUUUUUUUCUAGUCCAGCAGAUGAAAUGAGUCAGUCUUGUGCUCUGGUUCUAGUAAGUGUUUAGAGUAUCGUUUUGAAAGAGGGCGUGUCUGAUGAGAGGAUAUAAGCGUGCGCACCGCGCGCAUCAAUGAAGCCUGACAGCAGCGCGCGAUGUUUCUCUUCACUGUAGUGCUUUUAACGGUUCUGUCUGGAGCCGGACAGGCGGCGGAUGGACACACUUACCGGCGCACGGAUCCGGUCACCGGACAGCAGCUGCUGUGUGACAGGUGUCCGCCGGGGACUCGCCUGGGUGCGCACUGCACAAGCUCCUGCGAGACGAGCUGCGUCCCGUGCGGCCCGGGUCUGUACACCGAGUUCUGGAACUACAUCCCGGACUGUCUGCGGUGCGACGCGUGCUCCGAUCACCAGCGGGUCGUUCGGCCGUGUAACGGAACCGUGAACACAGUCUGCGAGUGUGAGGCCGGCUUCUUCUGGGAUCAGCACUUCUGCAGGACACACAGCCAGUGCAAACCGGGUCACGGAGUCAAAGCUGCAGGGACCCCACACAGAGACACAAUGUGUGAGCUCUGUGCAGACGGACACUUCGCAGAUGUCAGAAAGAUGCAUGCAGCAUGUGUUUCUCACAGUGCCUGCAAGACUGAUGAACAGCUGGUGAUGCCCGGAUCCAGGUGGCAUGAUAAUGUGUGUGCAACCUGUGAUCACCUCACACUUAAAGGAUUGGUGGAUGUAUUUGAGCCGGUUCUGUCUGGUCUGCAUAUUCAGUAUGGGGCUCCCAUUGAGCGUCUGCAGAAGUUAGUGCACCGCCGUCUGCGCAGGAAGAGGUUUGGCAAGCGAGCUGCACUGCGGCGGGAUGAGGGGCCAGUACACGAGACGUCAGAGGAGGUACACCUGAACCUGCCAUCUAUCGUGGAGGAAUCGAACCUGAAUCACCUCGCAGACAGAAUCGCACGCAUAAUCCUGCGAUUCCAGCAUCGAUGCAAUGGCAGUGCACCACUAACAUUAUGACAGAUGAAGCCUGUUCACACUGCACUGAAACACACAAUGGGAUUUGUGUUUGAUACUGUCUCAUCUGCUUUUUAGAAUGUAGAAGUGCAUCAGAUUUUGCCCUGACCGUUAACUUCUUUGAGAGCUGGAUUAGUUUAAGGUUCCAGUGAAAGAUGUGUGAUGCUCAGAUUGUUCUCAUGCACUUUACAGUCUAUCCUGCUAAUAAAUUUCAUAUGCUGUAUUGCACUAGACUCCACUAAUUUGUAAAUAUUACAGAUAAUUUUUUUGUAUUGGUUUUGCAUUUUAAAAUGUUUCUGUAUUUAUUGACUAAACUGUAUCAGACUAUAAAACAGCUCAUUAAACAAUGAAAAGAG
This is a messenger RNA of Carassius auratus (goldfish), 1376 nucleotides long. RefSeq names its product tumor necrosis factor receptor superfamily, member 11b (gene tnfrsf11b). Lineage: Eukaryota; Metazoa; Chordata; Actinopteri; Cypriniformes; Cyprinidae. Gene Ontology annotation, molecular function: protein binding. The record is from RefSeq and is a predicted model, not a curated record. Bases 169 to 1023 code for a protein of 284 amino acids. The transcript is spliced from 4 exons.